GACUUCAGUGUUCAAAACGCUUCUGUUGUCAAAGAAUUUUCAGUAAAUGUAACUUCAGAUAGCCUUGUUAUUACCUUCACUCCUUCCGAGAAUUCAUUUGCAUUCUUAAAUGCCAUAGAAGUUGUUUCAGUCCCCGACCAACUGAUCACUGAUGAUGCCAGCACUGGGUCAGUGGGUUUGACGAGUCAGGCUUUGGAGACAUCUUGGAGGGUGAAUAUGGGUGGACCAACAGUGUCCUUUGAGAAUGAUACCCUGUGGAGAACUUGGGUUCCUGAUCAAAGUUUUCUAGUAAAUGAGAACCUUGCCAAAGAAUUCUCAAAUAUUGCAGCUGUUAACUAUGAUGUGGGUUCGGCAUUGGCAACCAAGGAUAUUGCUCCACAAACUGUCUAUGGAACCCUCACUGAGAUGAAAUCCGCGGGUGAUCCCAACAGCAAUUUCAAUGUGAGCUGGGAGUUCACUGUGGAUCCAGGAUUUCAGUACCUUGUUCGGUUUCACUUUUGUAAUGUAGUAAGUAAAUCUCUCAAUCAGCUGUACUUCAAUGUAUAUCUUGACUCUUGGAUUGUUGCUCCAAAUCUUGAUCUGAGUGAGUUGGCUGUGCCAUAUUAUAUGGAUUAUGUCACAACAUCUGCUGCUGUCAGCAAUAAGCUUCGUAUUAGUAUUGGCCCUUCCUCUUUAAAUAAUGCUUAUCCCAAUGCCAUUCUAAAUGGGCUUGAGAUUAUGAAAUUGAACAAUUCAGCAGGCAGCCUCAGUGGAGCAAACUCUCUAGUUCCUUCUUCAAAUUCAAGUUCAAAAGGUAACGUCGGAGUAAUAGUGGGUGCCAGCGUUGGGUCAUUUAUUGCAGUGGUAUUGGCUGCGAUUCUCUUUGUUCUUUGCAGAAGAAGGAAAAGACUGGCAGACCAGGGCCAUUCUAAG
Messenger RNA from Prunus avium (sweet cherry), 912 nucleotides. The record is from RefSeq and is a predicted model, not a curated record. Lineage: Eukaryota; Viridiplantae; Streptophyta; Magnoliopsida; Rosales; Rosaceae.